AUGUCUUCUAACGAAAUCAACUUAUCAGAUCGUGUGUCUGGUUCACUAUUUGGUCUAUUAAUCUGCGAUUCACUCGGAACUGCUGUUGAAUGUCAGACAUCAGACUCAUUUGAUCCAGUGAAAACAUUACGAGGUGGUGGAAAGUUUCAAUUAAAGCCUGGCCAAUUUACCGAUGAUGGAUCUAUGGCAUUGUGCUUAGCGUUUGCUCUAUUGGACGACAAUGACGAUUCAACAACUCAUCAGUCAGUCAAACAAAUGAAUCUUUAUCGACGUUGGUAUGAAAAUGGUUAUUUAUCAUCGAAUGGCGAAUGUUUUGAUAUCGGAAUAACUGUUCGAAUUGCUUUGAAUAAGUUUAUUUCUGAUUCGGAUAAACAGUCAAUCAGUUCAACUGCCUAUUACGGAAAUACAAGUCAAAAAGCAUCGGGUAAUGGUUCGUUGAUGCGUUUAGCACCGAUUCCAUUACUCUAUCGCGAAAAUCCUUUGCAAGCAAUGAUCGAAGCGAUGAAUUCAUCAAAAACAACGCAUGCUUCGUCUUUCUGCUUGGAUUGUUGUCGAAUCUACACUAGUUUAAUCAUUGGUGCUUUACAAGGAUUUUCAAAAAAUGAUUUAUUGAAUGACGAGAAACUAUUUCUUCCAAAUGGCUUACCGGAUGAUUAUUGGAUCACCAAUACAGUCGAAACAGAUGUUUUAAAAGUUAUGAAGGGAUCAUAUAAACAUCUGAAUCCACCAGAAAUCAAAGCUUCUGGAUUUGUUGUCGAAACAAUGGAAGCGGCACUGUGGGCUUUUUAUCACUCAAGCUCGUUUGAAGAAGGGGCAUUGAAAGCAGUGAACUUAGGAGACGAUGCCGACACAGUGGGAGCAAUUUAUGGAAUGUUAGCAGGUGCUUUUUAUGGUAUUGAUCAGAUUCCGAAGGAGUGGAGAGAGAAAUGUUAUUUAACAGAUCUUGUGCAAACAGUAGCAGAUGAAUUGCUGGCACAAUCGCAAAGUAGAACAAAAGUAUCGAUGAUUUAUCAGAAGGUGGUGGAAAUUUACGACCAAUUAGCGAAAUUCUACUCAGGAACAAUCAAGCGUCGUACUUUGCCUUGUCCGAAACAGUACAAAUCAGUCGAAGAAUUAAAUGAAGACGUUGAACAACUUCAUUUAAUUUACGCAAAUAGUCUCAAAUCUGUCAUUGGUGAAGACAAACAAAUAAUUGUGAGUCGUUGUGAUGGGAUUUUGAAGCAAUUUUUAAGUCUUAUUGACGAUGAUAAACAGUCGUUGUCUCUGAAGUGGUCAAGAAAUGUAAAAGGAUUCUCAAUGAAAUAA
Molecule: messenger RNA, 1305 nt
Organism: Adineta ricciae
Lineage: Eukaryota; Metazoa; Rotifera; Eurotatoria; Adinetida; Adinetidae
Source: the annotation of a GenBank genome assembly